CUUCCGGCUGGGUAUGCCCGGGCACUUCCGGUGUCCCGGCGCUGUGGCUUGGGGCUGAUCUGCUCGGCCCCGACUGGCUGGGUCCGUCCUUUUUGGAACAGAAGUGGAAAUUUUCUCAGAUUCUUUUACUGCUAAAAUCAUCACUACAUAAGAUGCAUCCAGACCUGUCUCCUCACCUGCACACUGAAGAAUGUAACCUCAUUAUCAAUCUGCUCAAGAAGUGUCACAAGGAGCACAAUGUUCUGAGGUUUUUUGGCUAUUGCAAUGAUAUCGACCGUGAGAUGCGGAAGUGCUUAAAGAAAGAGCUAUUACACUGUAAUGACUUCUUGAAGGCUAUGUUUCUUCACCUGAAAAUCUGGCUACACUGCUAUUCUAUUACUAUGAAGUCUCUGUUCAAAAGUCCUGUGAGAAGCUGUUCACAGUAUGAAGAAAAAAGGGCCAGGAACAAGGAGUUGCGUCGGAAAAUAAUUAAUGCUCACAAAAACUUGGAGAAGUGAGCUGUACCAUACAUGGACAAUUGCAUCUCAAUAGGGACACUCACUUGAGAAUUGACAGAAUAUCUCUUUCAAGUUGCCAAUAUUCAACCUGUGGUUUGUGAAACAGUGGAAAAAUAAAUGUACCUAAAACAUACUAAUUUCCAGAAACAUAAACUGAAUGUGGGAAAAAUAAACUGAUUGCUCACAAGUUAAUUUUUGGCCUCGAAAAGGCACCUGUUGUGACAACUCUUCAUUCUGUUAUAAUUUUGUUAUGACUAUUAAGUAAUGAUGUAUCAAAUAUCAAUGUGUGUGGAGUAUUAUGCAUUCAAAGCUGCAGCAUUCCCAAUCCUGUGUUGAGUAGCAUUUAUUCCUUCACAGUUAGUAGUUUCUCUUUCAUCUUUUUUUCCUCACAAAAUGCUGAAUGAUUUAUCACAACACUGUGAAGAGUGAAUGAAAACAUUGUUUAAAUAGAUUACUAUAAAUGAAUUUCAAACCAAUGUGGCUUGAAAUUGAAGAUGGCCUAUCAAGCAAUUAGUGGAGCUCUAGUAUUUUUGCUGAAGCCAAAAUGACGAAAUGACCAUUUUCCAUUGAGAGCAUUAAGAAUUCCUCCUGCCAACUGUAAGCACAGAAUAGACUGCCGUAAGUUAACUUGUUUAUCAUACGUGAUGCAGAUUGCUUUAGAAACUCAGAAUGGAACUUUUUCAGGGAUUCUAAAGCACUGCCAUGAUUUAUGCUGAGUACAGUCAGAGUCUGCUGAGCGCUGCCAAAAAUACAAGCUAAGUUGUUCAUCUACGUACGCUCGUACAAAGGGGGCGUCAAGUCAUGAUUACUGCUGUUGGAGAAAAACUCAGGUUAGAAAAUGCAUCUUGUCUUUCAGUUGCUCAAAUCAAUGAGCAGUGUGCUAGUCAAGCUGCCUCGUUAGCUACAAGUGUUGUUCAUUUGCUGUCUAACUGCAGAAAGUUCUGAACGUGUUUCUGAAUGCCAAGAAUUUCAUGAGGAUGCUGUGUUGGUUUAUGCAGCAGUGGAGCUGCUUUGUUGAAUGUCUCUUAGAUUUCCCUUUUGUUUUUUUUUAAUGACUUUUCUGUUUUGCUUAGCAAAAAGACUCCUUAAAGUAAAUUUUAUUGAGCUAAAUAUAAAUGAAUCUCUUGAAGCUUUUUGAGGAAAGAGUGUCUGCUGUCAAUGAAUGCAGCAGUCUGUGUAUCAAUGCUAGUUCUUGUAACAGUCUUACAUUUAGUUCUUGCAUCUGUUUUGGAACAAAGCUGUAUUUUGGAAGAUUAGUUAGAUGUAUUUGACUUGUUUUUCAAUACAUGGAUGGACCCAGUAGUGUUGGUAAAGCUUGACUGCAAAGGUAUCCAUGUAGAAGGGGAGAGUUCCAAGAAAAACUGAAACUAUUACUGCAGUAUGUUUUGAUGUGCUCUCUACUUUCUUAGGAUAAAUAAAUGGUAUGUUAUGUAAAUUAAAUGCUCUAGUGGUUGGAAAUGGUGCAGUUGGUGUUAUAAGGAUGCUUUUGAAGAGGACUUCAUAGUGGAGUUCCCAGAAUGGGAACUUUGAAUCUUUGACCCUUCCUUUUGUGAGGACAAAACAUCUUAAGUAAGAUCUGGUGUUGCCUGGAACCUAUAAAUAGAGAACUGUCUUAAAGAUUAGGUUGAGAGGCUAAUACCUGAGUGUAAAAGCACCGAUGCUUUCUUUUAUUCUUUUACCAGAUUCUGUGGUUCCAGAUCUUUCACUAAAUAGCAAUAAAAUAAGAACUGAAGAGAUGUAUAACAUUGUGAGUAUGCAGUCGUACUUCCAAGGAUCAGUGCAUUUAACAAAUGAAAGCCCAAGUGUUGUGCACUGUUCAUGACUUUAUUUUCUCUUGCUGGGAGAUCAAAUGCUGACAUCUCUUCCUUCAGAAGAGCCUGCUGAACAGCAUAAUGUACGUACGAAAGAGCAGGGCUAGCUCUUGCUCUAGUGUUAAACUCUGACUGUGAAGAUCAUUGUACUGGUGCUCAAUUCUACUAGGAAUAGCUUGGAACAUUAGUUACCUGUCAGGGGAAAUUAACAUGAGUUAUACUGCAGUGAGUGCUCAGUGGCUAGCUAGCUGUAAAUUAACUCAGCACACCCUUCAUCUGCAGCGCGUGCUCUGGUGCAGCAUAGCUUGCCGUGCCUCACAAAUGUAAUACUGGAGCAAAAGCAGCACCUAUUGCUUAAGUGUUUGUAGCUCCAUGCUGUUACAGAGAUAAAAAUUCAGUGCAUCACUGUCUACCUUCAUCCAGUUGAACAGUUGUCUUUCUCCCAGCUGAUAAACUGGGUAUUCAUACAGUUAGGGUAACCGUUCCCAAACAGCAAUGAAUGGACUUCUAC
Messenger RNA from Lagopus muta (rock ptarmigan), 2819 nucleotides. It is a transcript of the gene CMC2, whose product is annotated as C-X9-C motif containing 2. The transcript is spliced from 5 exons. Lineage: Eukaryota; Metazoa; Chordata; Aves; Galliformes; Phasianidae. Gene Ontology annotation, cellular component: mitochondrion. The coding region runs from base 153 to 497 and encodes 114 amino acids. The record is from RefSeq and is a predicted model, not a curated record.